AAAACCAAAUGAUUGUUCUAGAAUGGUUAUUCCUCACAAUGGCUGCUUGUGAUGCAGCGGAACCAUGGCAAUUAGGAUUUCAAGACGCAGCAACACUUAUGAUGCAAGGAAUAAUAGAUUUACAUCACGAUAUCUUGUUCUUCCUCAUUCUGAUUUUGGUUUUCGUAUUACGGAUCUUGGUUCAUGCUUUAUGGCAUUUCCACUAUCAAAAGAAUCCAAUCCUGCAAGGGAUUGUUCAUGGAACUACUAUCGAGAUUCUUCGAAUCAUAUUUCCUAGUAUCAUCCCGAUGUUCAUUGCUAUACCAUCAUUUGCUCUCUUAUACUCAAUGGACGAGGUAGUAGUAGAUGCAGCCAUUACUAUCAAAGCUAUUGGACAUCAAUAGUAUCGGACUUAUGAGUAUUCCUACUAUAACAGUUUCGACGAACAGUGACUCACUUUUAACAGUUAUACGAUUCCAAAAGAUGAUCUAGAAUUCGGUCAAUCACGUUUAUUAGAAGUGGACAAUAGAGUGGUUGUACCAGCGAAAACUCAUCUUUGUAUUAUUGUAUCAUCUGCUGAUGUACUUCAUAGUUGGGCUGUAACUUCACGUGUCAAAUGUGAUGUUGUACCUGGUCGUUUAAAUCAGAUCUCUGUUUCGGUAUAACGAGGAGUUUACUAUGGUCAGCGCAGUGAGAUAUAA
This is a messenger RNA of Hibiscus syriacus, 680 nucleotides long. RefSeq names its product cytochrome c oxidase subunit 2. Gene Ontology annotation, cellular component: membrane. Gene Ontology annotation, molecular function: cytochrome-c oxidase activity; copper ion binding. Lineage: Eukaryota; Viridiplantae; Streptophyta; Magnoliopsida; Malvales; Malvaceae. Gene Ontology annotation, biological process: ATP synthesis coupled electron transport. The record is from RefSeq and is a predicted model, not a curated record.